Messenger RNA from Batrachochytrium dendrobatidis JAM81, 1426 nucleotides. RefSeq lists its product as uncharacterized. Bases 20 to 1159 code for a protein of 379 amino acids. NCBI's taxonomy places the organism in Eukaryota, Fungi, Chytridiomycota, Chytridiomycetes, Rhizophydiales. The record is from RefSeq and is a predicted model, not a curated record. The transcript has 7 exons.
GGAAAGCAUAAAGGGAGCAAUGGGUCACGAUACUUUUGCUCAUAUAUCAACGGGAGCAUCGCAUGAUUCUAGAAGUCCAUAUUCGACAACGUCAUCCACCACAUAUGUAAACUGGUUACCAAUCUAUCAGUCCAAAUUCACGCUACAUCUGAAAACUCCCGAAAAACAUGCUGCUCAGUCGUCAUUUUCACCAACAGAUAUAGCACAACCAACUCAAAAUCAUGGUCGUAAGCAAAUUAUAAAACCAGGAACAGGAUUUUCCAAAAAUUGCUCUAGCUAUGUAGAGUACGAUCCCGCUAUAGAUGAGACUCAAUAUCAAUUUAGCAAAGAAGCCCAUUUGACAAGUCAUGGUCAGUCGUAUAUUUCACCUCAAAAUGCUACUAAAAAAUCGUCAAAGCCGUUGUAUAUCGCACAGGACGUAAUUGAAUCUGGAUUUACUCGCCUUCCAAAAUAUAAUGUCACUGAUCAAGGACAGCAAUAUCUGACAAAUCAAUCUGAAGCUAAAAGCAAGUUUACUGAAUCUGCUCAUGUGCUACAUCAGCCCAGCGCUGACCGAUCUCGGAUACUUCAAUCAUCUAGCGCGUUCACAACAGAUGUGGGCCAUUUGCAUGCAUUUGGGCAUUUGGUAGAUUCUCCAUUUGCGAAUGUGCAGACAAAACAAGACCAGUGGCGGCAAAAAUCAGAAAAAAUGGGACAGUACCGAAUGGAUCCAAAUGGGUUUACUCGAUCAGUUGGAUCGCGCAUUCUAGAUUACAAGACUAAUCCUUUAGGCAUUAUUAGCAAGAAUUCCGAGGACCACAUUAGAAAAUCCGAUCCAGCACGGUGGAUGAUGAUGCACGAAACGGACCAAAGCACAUCCAACUAUGUGCAUUGCCGAUUGUCUCCUAUAAAGGAUGCAAUGACAUUGAAAAAACUCAAUGAAAGUAUUGGUUCCAAGCAGGAUACUGGGAGUAUUCGAAACAACCGACCUUUUAUGGGAGGAAACAUUCAAUCUACUAGCAAUCGUUUUACCACCGAAACAUCCGAUCAGUUUACUAAACCAAUAAGUAACUUCAAGUCGGAUAAUUUCAAGUGCGAUAGUAUUACGCAAUCAGGGUUUACUAUUAGCAACAAGUACAAGUACACGAUGCCUAUAGAUUCCGAGGCUGGAGCACAAUAAGAAUGGGUUUAUAAAAACCAUACAUUCAGAAUGAAAAAUGAAGAAAUCAACCUAGAUCGUUGUUGGUAUCAGACAUGCAUGUGCAUGUAAAUCUAGAAAAUGAAAUGGACGAAAGCAAACAUGAAAUUUGAACAUUGAAGACAAGCUUUGGGCUUGAUUGGCUCUUGCUAUUUAACAGAAAGUUUAUUGCGGCUGAUGACAGGAUAUGGGAAUGAAAAAUUGAAUGAAAAAUUGCUUCACCUGCUAAUUUGAAUGGCAGGAAUAUCC